AUAUAAUCCACUGAACAUUUGUCGAUAAAGGUUCCUGAUAACGGUGGCGGAGUUAGAAUGUUUGUUCAUUGGCGCAAUUUUACGUUCUCGAGUGGUCACUUCUCGGCAAGCGGUGUGGUAGCCAAGUGUUAGGCGCCAUGUACUCCCAUGCAUUUGACUGCCGACAACUAACAAUUCUGACUUUCGCCGAGCAAAAGAAGAAAAAAAAAGGGGUCACUUCUCGGGUAAAAUGGUACUAGAGGCCAGGCACACGCAAUGCGCGUGAGCUGUGCAAGUCUUUUGUUAAAAUAGGGACAAAUAAUUUUGGCUUAUUCCUAGAUCAUUUGUAAUGCCAUAUUACCCUUUCAAAACAAUAAAUAAUGGAGUACUAAGAUGAAAAACCAAGGGGUGGAGAGAAGCUUGAAAGUGACCUGAGAUGGUGGAAGGUGGGUGAUUUGGAGAAUGCAGACAUUUUCCCUUUUAAUUGAUUUGCAGAAGUUGGUGGAGAUACAGUGAGCCAAAGGAGAAGAGAUGGUUGGGAGAUGGUUACAGAAUUUUGGAAGAAGUGGAAACUGAAGUUGGGACUUGGGAGGAGUUGGUUUGAACGUGGAAUGAAGGAUUACUGGCCCGCUUCCCUCAAGAAAUUUAUCCUUACCUCAAGGUCUCUUGCAUUUCCUCGUGAACAGGCAGAUCUGCAGAAGGUAUUACCAGGUCUGCACCUGAGAUCACUUAACAAUGUUAUUGCCCAGGGCAUGAAUCAGAAGAAAAAACACGAAAUCGAAGCGCUGGCUGCCAUUAUCAGUUCGAUUGCAAGGAGUGUUGGAGCUGGUACAGUAGUCGAUGUUGGUGCUGGUCAGGGUUAUCUUGCGCAAGUGCUUUCUUUCGAGUACCAGCUUUCCGUAAUUGCAAUAGAUGCUUGUUCUCAUCAUGGAAGGAUUACAGAUGCUCGUGCUGAACGAAUCAAAAAAUAUUAUGUUGCCAAGAUGCGUAAAUCUCGAUUGGAAAUCACAAAAUUGACCAUGCCAAAGACAGUCACAUGUCAUAUCCUGUCCGCUGACAUGUUGAAAGUAUUGAGUUACUCCUUGCAGCGAAAAGAUGAUAGUAAACAAUCAAACCUCGUUGACCAAGUUGCAAUUGAACAUACUCAUGGGACGUUUGAGGGAAAAGUUCCUCCACCUCCUGAAGGUGGCAAAUGUCCGUUGCUUCUUGCUGGACUUCAUGCCUGUGGAGACCUGUCGGUAAGCAUGCUAAGGACUUUUGUGGAGUGCGAUGAGGUUAAAGCAGUGGUCAGCAUUGGUUGUUGUUACAACUUGCUGUCUGAGGGAGGAACUGAAAAUGCUGCUUCCCAGUGUGGAUUUCCCAUGAGUAAAGGUGUUAAUGAUGCUGGUUUGUUACUAGGAAAAAGUUCUCGUGAUCUUGCGUGUCAGAGUGCAGAGAGAUGGAGUAGUCUUGGGAAAGAUGCUGGUCUUCAUAAUUUUGAGUUGCAUGCUUUCCGCGCUGCCUUUCAGAUGGUUCUCUUCCGCUAUUAUCCGGAAAUUUUGACUACUAGUCCUACAAUAGGGCGCCAAGGGAAAGCUUUCCGUCGCCAACAGAAUCAGAGGAUCCUGGAGUCUCAUCUGCAACAUGAAAGCACAGGCUGCCCUAAUUCCUUAUCUAGGGAAAGCUCUAUGAAGAAAGGAAAUUGUCCUACCAUGAAGUCCUCUGAAGCAGGACCAGACAACAACAAAGGGGCUUACGACAUUGAUACUUGCAUUGAUAUUCUUGAAUAUUGUGGCACUGCUGAUUUGGUGGGCUCAGCCUGGGGCAAUGAUGGCUCAUCUCACGUUUCGUCUUCUAAUCAGACUGCCAAAUGUGGUGAGGUUAGGCCUAUUGACAAAAUUUCACUUUUUGAGAAAUUCAGUCAGUCUGGACUUCAUCGCCUAGGUCUUUCUUGUUCAAACGAAAUUGAUUUUGCUGGAUUAUGGAAGGAAACUGAACCUUUUUCUGAACUUAUUGGGCCGUAUUGGUCUCUUCGAGCUGCACUGGGUCCUGUUUUUGAAACAAUUGUUCUGCUCGACAGAUUAUUGUUUCUCCAGGAACAAGACAAACUUCUGGAAGCAUACAUUUUGCCCAUUUUUUAUCCUGUGUUAUCACCAAGGAAUGUAGCUUUGAUUGCAAAGAAAUUUUGAUAGAAUCUUUGCAUUGUAAGAUAUUUUUGAAAUGUUGUUUAAUUUAUAACUCGAAUGGGCUUAUAUUUUACCACAUGUAAGAUAUUUUUGAAACUGGAAACGCUGGUUUAGUUCAGUUUUU
Rhododendron vialii is the source of this 2268-nucleotide messenger RNA. RefSeq lists its product as uncharacterized. The record is from RefSeq and is a predicted model, not a curated record. Bases 522 to 2147 code for a protein of 541 amino acids. The transcript has 11 exons. Lineage: Eukaryota; Viridiplantae; Streptophyta; Magnoliopsida; Ericales; Ericaceae.